CUUUUGCAGAAACUCUCGUAAUCUUGCAAACUGUGAGAGAGGGAGGAAGGAAGGAGGAAGGGAGGGAGGAUGUGCAUGAGUUUCAAUCUCAGAGAUUGGAGAGAAGAGGUUCGCGUCAGCUGUUAUAGCUCUAGAUCACUCUGAAGUUAAACCGAUUGCCCGUCGAGGGAUUUCUCCUCGGGUUCAGUUUCAUCGACAAUUAUCAGAUCGCUGCUCAGGAUGGAGAUGGGUAAGAAGGACGCUGAUCUCCCCCCGAACCAAUUCAGUAGGGACAGAGCGGCAUUUUGGAAAGAGUGGACCCAUCUGCAAUCGUCAGUCGGUGCGCAUCACCAAAAGGUAAUGGAGUUUUUCCAUAAUCAAACAGCGUACUUGUUGAAGCUGGAGUGCAUGAUUAUUCAGCAAGCUGCACAACUUGAGAAGCACAAGACAAAACAAAAAUCUGCGGUAAAUGCAGUGGGAGUGUUCCUCCAACGAGAGGAUAGCUACCGAGAAGCUUUGAAAGCUGCCCUAGAAGCUCUGGAGGAAGAGAAGGAGAAGCACGUCUGCCAAAUCUGUAUGACCAAACCUCGGAAUAUCCUCAUCAUGCCUUGCAUGCAUCUUCUCUACUGCGAUGAGUGUCUAAGAAAGCAUCUGAACACGAGCAAUUUAUGCCCCGUGUGCAGAGGCACCAUGAAGACGUGGAUUCCAUGCAGGUUCAAUCUGGACUGAUACCUUAGCAGACCACGGGACUUCCAAUUUUACAUAUCAGAUGACGAUCGAAUCUGGGACAAACGCUUUGUCCGCUGCUGCAAACGCAGAAUCGCUUUCAAGGUUUCACCAAAGCUUUGGAAUGUGGAAAUGCUCCUGAUGCAUUUCCAAAAAGUACGAUAAGGAUAGGUUGGUGAAGCACAAGUUAUAUUGCUGUAAAAAAUAUCUUCCACCCUCGUAUACAAAAUAUGCCUUCCAGGCUUGGAUAGAAUCCUAAUUGUUGAAAUGGUUGUCUUCAAUUAUCGAAUC
Marchantia polymorpha subsp. ruderalis is the source of this 996-nucleotide messenger RNA. The record is from the annotation of a GenBank genome assembly. Lineage: Eukaryota; Viridiplantae; Streptophyta; Marchantiopsida; Marchantiales; Marchantiaceae.